CCUGCCCAGCCCCGCGGCGGCCCGGAGGCGCCGGAGGUCCCCGCGGCCCAUGGGACCCUCGGUGCUGCCCGCCUGGCUGCAGCCCAGGUAUAGGAAGAGUGCUUAUCUCUUCAUCUAUUACUUAAUCCAGUUCUGUGGGCACUCAUGGAUAUUGACAAAUAUGACAGUCAGAUUCUUUUCAUUUGGAAAAGAUUCAAUGGUUGACACUUUUUAUGCUAUUGGACUUGUCAUGAGAAUUUGCCAAUCCAUUUCUGUCUUGGAGUUGCUGCACAUAUAUGUUGGCAUUGAAUCAGACCAUCUACUCCCAAGGUUUCUGCAGCUCACAGAGAGAAUAAUUGUCCUAUUUGGGGUGAUCACCAGUCAAGAGGAAAUUCAAGAGAAAUAUGUGGUGUGUGUUUUAUUCAUCUUUUGGAAUCUGUUGGAUAUGGUUAGGUACACUUACAGCAUGUUAUCAGUCAUAGGAACAUCUUAUGCUGUCUUGACAUGGCUCAGUCAAACACUGUGGAUGCCAAUUUACCCUCUGUGUGUUCUUGCUGAAGCAUUUGCCAUCUAUCAGUCACUACCAUAUUUUGAAUCAUUCAGCACUUACUCUGCCAAGCUGCCCUUUGACUUAUCCAUCUACUUCCCAUAUGUGCUGAAGCUGUAUCUCAUGAUGCUCUUCAUAGGUAUGUAUUUUACCUACAAUCAUCUUUACUCAGAAAGAAGAGAUAUCCUUAGAGUCUUUUCCAUUAAAAAGAAGAUACGAUACACAGCAUAGUUAUGUGAUGGAAGAAAGGAGAUUUGUGGAUUCAGCUGCAACAAAUGCAUCAUGGGAAAUACUGUGGUGGGAAAAUAUCUAGUACUUGACAAAAAGUGAUGACAUGGGUUAAUUGUACAUAUCACCCAAUCCCCUUAACCAGUAUGGCAGCAGUCAAGUCUCUCAUCAUAUUUUCAAAACAUUCUGUAUAAUGUUCAUCACCUAAGCUGUGGAUUUUCUACAAGUUACACUUA
Molecule: messenger RNA, 990 nt
Organism: Dipodomys spectabilis (banner-tailed kangaroo rat)
Lineage: Eukaryota; Metazoa; Chordata; Mammalia; Rodentia; Heteromyidae
Gene: Hacd4
Product: 3-hydroxyacyl-CoA dehydratase 4
Exons: 7
Coding region: 50-757 (235 amino acids)
Biological process (GO): sphingolipid biosynthetic process; fatty acid elongation; very long-chain fatty acid biosynthetic process
Cellular component (GO): endoplasmic reticulum membrane
Molecular function (GO): 3-hydroxyacyl-CoA dehydratase activity
Source: RefSeq, a predicted model, not a curated record